AUGGAAAGUGAUUCAACCUCCACUCCUAGCACAACUGUGGAAGCGCUUAGAAAAGCAUUGCAAGAUCUCGGCCUUGACACUCGUGGACACAAACCCGAACUCAAGAAACGAUUGCGCAAAGCGAAAAAGAAGCUUGCAGCGCAGAAUGAGAAACAGCAACAAGAAGAGGAACGAAACAAAACGCGACCUUCGCCAUUGCCUUCUUCUUCUGCUGGCGCCACCUGUAUUGAUGGACAAAAACAACAAGAGCAAAAGUCGCAACAAAAGGAAGAUUCAGAAUUAACUCAAGAUCGCGACGAUCAGCCGCUUAAAAAGCAACCUUUCGACUAUUACUUGUUCUUUGACGUAGAAGCAACUUGUGAAGAAGGCGGUAGCUUUGAAUACCCGAAUGAAAUUAUCGAGUUUCCUAUUGUUCUUGUCGAUGGUCGCACGUUUGAAAUAGUGGAUGAGUUUCGUUCCUAUGUCAAACCCGGAACCAAUCCAAUUUUAUCAGACUACUGCAUAAAACUGACAGGCAUUGACCAGGUACGAUAA
Molecule: messenger RNA, 534 nt
Organism: Zychaea mexicana
Lineage: Eukaryota; Fungi; Mucoromycota; Mucoromycetes; Mucorales; Lichtheimiaceae
Exons: 2
Coding region: 1-534 (177 amino acids)
Biological process (GO): exonucleolytic trimming to generate mature 3'-end of 5.8S rRNA from tricistronic rRNA transcript (SSU-rRNA, 5.8S rRNA, LSU-rRNA)
Molecular function (GO): nucleic acid binding; 3'-5'-RNA exonuclease activity
Source: RefSeq, a predicted model, not a curated record